Musca domestica (house fly) is the source of this 610-nucleotide messenger RNA. RefSeq lists its product as uncharacterized. The record is from RefSeq and is a predicted model, not a curated record. The coding region runs from base 14 to 484 and encodes 156 amino acids. Lineage: Eukaryota; Metazoa; Arthropoda; Insecta; Diptera; Muscidae. The transcript has 2 exons.
AGAUAUUAACAAAAUGUUCAACAAUAAAACCAUUUUUCUAAUUGGAGUCCUCUUGGCCAUCAGCAUUGGCCUGUCAUCCUCUGCCGGUUUAUGUAAGGGCUGCAAAGGCAAACUGUUGGUGAAACAAUUGGAAACUCUAGACAGCAAACGCAAAUGUUGGUUAAGCAUGGAUAAUCAUGUUUUGCUCAACUUUAAAUUGGCUGUUCUGAAGGGUGUUGCUGGUGUCCUUGAAGACCUCUACACAAAAUCCAAUGAUUUGUCUCGAGCCGAAUGUAAAACCGAACCCAUUGCUGAGUGCGAGGCUACGGCUGAUAAAGAUGCCGAUAUUGAAUGCAUUACCAAUCGCAUGAAGGCAAUGGCCAAUGCCUAUGUUCAACUUGAGGAAUGUAAUGGUGAACUGUUGGAUCGUAAAGAUUUGAAUUUGAUGUUUAAGGUAAUGACUGGAUCUGCCGUCGGAUGGCGUGUUGUCCAUCCUCAGUGUUAAUUUGAUUUGAUGGUCAGUAAGACUGUAUUGUAAUUUUGUGUGUACAAUCACGAGUUUUAUUCGUGAAAUGAAGAAAAUGAAAAAUUAAAUGUAUGUAAAAUAUCAAUCAUUUUGAAUCAAAUUGAA